This is a messenger RNA of Penicillium argentinense, 1905 nucleotides long. RefSeq names its product Zn(II)2Cys6 transcription factor. NCBI's taxonomy places the organism in Eukaryota, Fungi, Ascomycota, Eurotiomycetes, Eurotiales, Aspergillaceae. Bases 1 to 1905 code for a protein of 634 amino acids. Gene Ontology annotation, molecular function: zinc ion binding; DNA binding; DNA-binding transcription factor activity, RNA polymerase II-specific. The record is from RefSeq and is a predicted model, not a curated record. The transcript has a single exon. Gene Ontology annotation, biological process: DNA-templated transcription; positive regulation of transcription by RNA polymerase II.
AUGUCGAAUUCACGUCCGCCAAAGCGGCAGCGUAUCUACCGUGCUUGCGACCAAUGCCGGCGGCGCAAGUCCAAGUGCGACGGAGAACAGCCCGUAUGUACCAUUUGCAGCCAGGCCAACCGGACUUGCACCUAUGAGACCGGUGGAGGACGUCGAGGACUGCCAUCUGGCUACGUGCGCAGCCUCGAAACCACGUUGGGUUUGAUGCUUCAAUAUGUCCCGAACAGCGAGAGCACAAUACACAAUCGAUUGCGGGAUUCGCGCGGCAAGGCCAAUAUCCUGGCGAGCAAGCUUGGGAAUCAGUCAGUCUCGAUCUGGCGAAAAUCGAAACUAUAUCGCGAUGUAUCGCAAUUGCUCACUCCGGGCUCGGAAGAUGAUGUUUUCGAUGACUCUGGGAGUGAGUCGGCGGAGAUGCGGGAGCCUGACGAAGCGAUCGAAACUAUGGACGAUCACAACAAUAUGAAUUCAUCAAAUACGGAAGCUAAUAAAUUCGAGACCGCACAAGAGCCGCCUCGGUCAAUACAACAGUCUCUUGAAUUGUUUGGUGCGCAAAUUCCGGACAACACAUCGGAGUUAGUCGACUUUUACUUCACCUACACGCAUUGCUGGUUUCCCAUUCUCGAACGCCGGUCAGUUCUACGCGCCAUGCAUAUCAGGCAUGAAAAAAAUACUGGAGAUCCAUCUUCUCAGAUUGUAUUAUUGUCGCUGAUUGCAUACACCUCCGCCAUGAAGGGAAUUUCUUAUCCCGGGGCACCAGAUCUAUUUUCUCUCCAGCUCGCUAUUGAGCAACAAGCUAUAGUCCGGUGGGAGAGCCUGGACCUGGGCCAUGUUCAAGCCAUGCUGAUCCUGGUGCUGAUCCAAAUCGCCUUGGGAAAUAUCGGUCAAGCAUGGACAUUGAUUGGCAAAGCUACAAGAAUCCUAGAGACCUUGCCCUUGUCAGCAAAAAAGGGCCGACUCGACCACACCUUCAAUGGAUGCGUCCUUUUAGACAAUAUCCUAUCAGCACUGCUUGGGCGGGCUCCGUGUCUCUCAAAAAAGGAGCAGCUGACAUACGGUCCCGUGAUAGAAGAUGAUUUGGAGGAGUGGGAUGUUUGGACUCCAUCCCGUUCUGGUACAGAUAUCACCGGAUGCAAAAGACCGGCCACGCCCUUGCGGACAUUGAGCAUAUCCAAUCAUAUCCAGCAGCUCAUGCAGCAUUUGUCUGUUAUAUUAUAUCAUCCUCUGAAUACAUCCCGCCUCGAAGAAUUGUUAGACGACCUACGAUCAAGACAGAACAUUUUAUCACGAAGUCACCCUUACGAUCGACGAAACCACGCAAACCCUCCUCUACUUCUCCUACACCUCAUUUCCAACUUUACAACUCUCUCCUUGUACCGUAGGUUUGAGCCGGUCUCGCCUGCCGUCAUGAAUCGAUACGUGACCACUGUUCAUCAAAUACUCGACCUCCUGGAUCAUUAUCGGGAGACCACUGGCCCAACCGGACUGUCUCCUCUGAUGCUUUGCUUCGCACUCCAGUGUGAAAAGUCGAUCGAAAAUAAAAAUCCAGAAGAAAGAGUCUCUCUCCAAACCCGCAUCUCAAGUUUUCUACACCCUCUCAAAACAAAUCCUUCCGGUGAAUGGACGAACCUACUCUCACACCCAACCCCGAUUCCAUCAAUCGAGCAACCAUACGGAGCAUUCGGCAACUCAAUAUCAAUACCAUGCUACCAAGAGAUUUCCACCCUAGCCAGCCAGCCAACUUUUGCAUCCCAACCAGAGCCAUCAUCAGUCAUAAAUGUACCGGCCAUCUCCGCAUCCAGCGAAUUCUCCAGGACAGGCGAUGCAGAAAUGUACGACGCACUCUUUGAGGAAAUGGUCACUUCAUUUCCCACCACUCGGUAUGUCUUAGCCCUCCUUUUGAACUGA